Molecule: messenger RNA, 417 nt
Organism: Funneliformis mosseae
Lineage: Eukaryota; Fungi; Glomeromycota; Glomeromycetes; Glomerales; Glomeraceae
Source: the annotation of a GenBank genome assembly
AUGGCUAGCGUUGAAGUAAAAUACGGGCAAAUUUCUCUGAAAUUGCAAUUUCUGUAUCUUAAACGGAUUCAGGAUUACACACAAUUUCUUUCUAAUCAAGAAUCGUUUGGUGGAAAUGUGAAAUUUAACGUGUAUACGGCAGAUUAUCCUGAUAAUAACAGUUGGGAUGCAGAAGAAAGGAGGAAUUUACCGCCACCUCAACUGAUGCGAAUACCUGUUUCAAAAAAGAUGAUUAUAUUUUUGAUGAACCUAGUGUCAGUGAAAAUGAAAAUAAUGGAACCAUCUGUUUCGAAAGACAAUAAUUAUGAAAGGCAAGAGGAACUAUUAAUUCCUGUGUUCCCUGCCAACGAACAAAACCAUGGAUUCGUCGCACUUAUUAUAACAGAUCAAGAGUGGAUUUCUUCGAUGGUUCUUUAG